This is a messenger RNA of Didymosphaeria variabile, 1263 nucleotides long. RefSeq lists its product as uncharacterized. Gene Ontology annotation, biological process: cellular response to nitrosative stress; nitric oxide catabolic process. The record is from RefSeq and is a predicted model, not a curated record. NCBI's taxonomy places the organism in Eukaryota, Fungi, Ascomycota, Dothideomycetes, Pleosporales, Didymosphaeriaceae. Gene Ontology annotation, cellular component: intracellular anatomical structure. The transcript has a single exon. Bases 1 to 1263 code for a protein of 420 amino acids. Gene Ontology annotation, molecular function: nitric oxide dioxygenase [NAD(P)H] activity; heme binding; oxygen binding.
AUGGCGGCAGCAUUAACACCAGAGCAGACCGCCAUCGUUAAGUCCACCGUUCCCGUCCUCGCCCAAUAUGGCGAAACCAUCACCACAAAAUUCUACCACGACAUGAUCUCCGCAAAUCCUUCUCUCAAGAACAUCUUCAACAACACACACCAAGCAACAGGUCACCAAGCACGCGCACUCGCAGUAUCUCUGUACGCCUACGCCGCCAACCUCGAUGACCUGGGCAAGCUGAGCCCUGCCGUGGAGCUCAUCUGCCACAAGCAUGCGAGCUUGGGCGUCAAAGCCGAGCACUACAACAUUGUCGGCGACUUCCUCAUCAAGACGAUGAAGAGCGUGCUGGGCGACGCCGCGACCGACGAGAUCCUCGAUGCCUGGGGCGCCGCCUACUGGCAGCUCGCCAACAUCAUGAUCCAGAAGGAGGCCCAGAUGUACACCGAGACGAGCUACUGGCCCGGGUGGCAAGACUUCAGGAUCGCGCGCAAAGAGAAGGAAUCCGACGAGAUUACGUCGUUUUACUUUGAGCCUGUUAACAAGGACCUCAAGCUGCCGAUUUUCAAGCCGGGACAGUACAUCUCAGUAAAUCUAUUUGUGGACGAACUGGAUGGUGGUGUCUGGCAGGCGAGGCAGUACAGUCUGAGCGAUGCGCCGGGGAAACCGUAUCUGCGGAUUAGCGUGAAGAGGGAGCCAGGUAUCGAGAUUGGGGAGCCAAAGCAUAUGACGCAUGCGGGAUACUUGUCGAAUAUCCUGCACGACAAGAAGAACGUGGGUGAUGUCGUGAAGCUAUCGCAUCCGUUUGGUGACUUUUUCUUCGAGGAGAAGGACGUCGAGGAGGACACGCCGGUUGUCUUCAUCUCGGCGGGUGUGGGCCUGACGUGCCUGACGAGCAUCUUGAACGCGUUGGUCGGGGAGGGCAGCUCAAGACCAAUUACUUGGGUCCAGGGUUCGCGGGACUCGAAGUCGCGAGCGUUCAAGGCGCAUGUCGACAAAGUGGCAGCUAGCAACAGGAAAUUCCACAAGCUGUACUUCUCCUCUUCACCCAAGGAAGGCGAAGUCGGAGGACAAGAUUACGACAUCAAGGGGCGCAUUGAUCUGGACAAGAUCGGGAAGGAGUACCUUUUCACGGAUAACAAGAAGACGCAAUACUUCACCUGCGGACCAACGCAAUUCAUGUUGGACGUCGAAGCGAAGUUGAAGAGCUUUGGUGUCGAUAGUGACAGGGUGCACAUGGAGCUAUUCGGCACCGGAGGCGUUCCAAGGGUUUGA